This is a messenger RNA of Sapajus apella (tufted capuchin), 3008 nucleotides long. RefSeq names its product G protein-coupled receptor 4 (gene GPR4). The coding region runs from base 933 to 2021 and encodes 362 amino acids. Gene Ontology annotation, molecular function: G protein-coupled receptor activity. Gene Ontology annotation, cellular component: membrane. NCBI's taxonomy places the organism in Eukaryota, Metazoa, Chordata, Mammalia, Primates, Cebidae. Gene Ontology annotation, biological process: G protein-coupled receptor signaling pathway. The record is from RefSeq and is a predicted model, not a curated record. The transcript has 2 exons.
GCCGCUGUUCUGCCCCAAAGGGGCGUCCGCUGGGUCCCUGCGCCGCCGUCGAGCCCGGACAAGGACGCAGCAGAGAGGCGCGGUCGCCCGCCCCGUCCAGCCGCCGUGCGCAGGCACUGCAAAGUCAGCGUUGAAGGGACUUCAUCCAAUCCCUCAGCCCCCCCACACAGGGACCAGUCUGGAGUCCCUCCCCUGCUCCCAUUCAAAUUUCCUUCUGUCAAAAACUCACUUCCGAUCUAGACCUUACUCACCUCCUUCCUGUUUCCUAAGACUUCUUCCUGUAGUCUCCAGACUGAGCCUUACAUCUUUGUUUUAUCCUGCGCCAGACACCUCCUUUUCCAGAACCUUCUCCAUACUGGUUAUCUUACUUACCUGGGGUCCUAAGAAAUGCCAGCACUCCCACCCGCAUUGCCUGGACUUUCCAACACUCCCUGACUGCCCUGUGUGUCCUGUCUCAACACUGUCCCAUGUAUUUCCUGUGUCUUCUAGAACAUUCCCCCACCAUUAUUCCUUCAAUACUACGGCAGUUAGGAACGUACUUCCUAACUGCCCUGCAAACAUCUCUUUCUUGCUGUUGCCCAGUGAUGCUCUCGUCUUCUCCAUAAACACUCCCCAAGACCAAUUUUUGUGUCACCCCCAUACUCCCUCAUUGACACCCUGAUUGACUCUAUACAUAACCUCCUUGACAAACCUCUUUAUUCAUCUCACCAUCGUCCUGAGUUCCCUCCGGUCAUAACGCCAUCCCUCCUCCAGCUUUUCCCUCUCAAGCUCUGCCCUUCCCGGCUCAGCCUAUCUGACCUCACCUCUCUUCCCUGCCAUGUUCCCCUGAGCCUCCAAGGAAGGGGCUCAGGGGGCCCCAUGGCCUCCCGCUCCCCGUGGCCCCACAGCCCCCGUGGGCCAGGGGAAGUGCCCCAGAAGCCGAAGUGCCCACAAUGGGCAACCAGACGUGGGAGGGCUGCCACGUGGACUCGCGCGUGGACCACCUCUUCCCGCCAUCCCUCUACAUCUUCGUCAUCGGCGUGGGGCUGCCCACCAACUGCCUGGCUCUGUGGGCGGCCUACCGCCAGGUGCAGCAGCGCAACGAGCUGGGCGUGUACCUGAUGAACCUCAGCAUCGCCGACCUGCUGUACAUCUGCACGCUGCCGCUGUGGGUCGACUACUUCCUGCACCACGACAACUGGAUCCACGGCCCCGGGUCCUGCAAGCUCUUCGGCUUCAUCUUCUACACCAACAUCUACAUCAGCAUCGCCUUCCUGUGCUGCAUCUCGGUGGACCGCUACCUGGCCGUGGCGCACCCACUGCGCUUCGCCCGCCUGCGCCGCGUCAAGACGGCCGUGGCCGUGAGCUCCGUGGUCUGGGCCACCGAGCUGGGCGCCAACUCGGCGCCCCUGUUCCAUGACGAGCUCUUCCGAGACCGCUACAACCACACCUUCUGCUUUGAGAAGUUCCCCAUGGAGGGCUGGGUGGCCUGGAUGAACCUCUACCGGGUCUUCGUGGGGUUCCUCUUUCCGUGGGCGCUCAUGCUGCUGUCGUACCGGGGCAUCCUGCGGGCCGUGCGGGGCAGCGUGUCCACCGAGCGCCAGGAGAAGGCCAAGAUCAAGCGGCUGGCCCUCAGCCUCAUCGCCAUCGUGCUGGUCUGCUUCGCGCCCUAUCACGUGCUGCUGCUGUCCCGCAGCGCCAUCUAUCUGGGCCGCCCCUGGGACUGUGGCUUUGAGGAGCGUGUCUUUUCUGCCUACCACAGCUCGCUGGCUUUCACCAGCCUCAACUGUGUGGCGGACCCCAUCCUCUACUGCCUGGUCAACGAGGGCGCCCGCAGCGACGUGGCCAAGGCUCUGCACAACCUGCUCCGCUUUCUGGCCAGCGACAAGCCCCAGGAGAUGGCCAAUGCGUCGCUCACCCUGGAGACCCCACUCACCUCCAAGAGGAACAGCACAGCCAAGGCCAUGGCUGGCAGCUGGGCGGCCACUCCGCCCUCCCAGGGGGACCAGGUGCAGCUGAAGACGCUGCCGCCAGCACAGUGAACCCCGCCUGGCACAGAAGCCCCGGUCCUCCACUCUCAUCCCACAGUCCCUUCUCUUCUGGUCUGGUGUAUGCAAAUUGAAUGAAAACCAGCUAUGUUAAUAUUCAUAAGAAUACCAGAACGUAGGAAGAGUGAGGUUGGUAUAUCACUGGUCAACCUUCAUGGUCCCAGAUCCCAUCAGUUUGGUGGUCAGGGAGGGCCUCCUGGAGGAGGAGAUGAGUAAAUAUUUAUUUUGGCGACAUGGUCUCGCUGUGUCGCCCAGGCUGGAGGGCAGCAGUGCAAUCGUGGCUCACUGCAGCCUCCACCUCCUGAGCUCCAGCAAUCCUCCCACAUCAGCCUCCCGAGUAGCUGGGACCACCAGUACAUGCCACCAUGGCUGGCUAAUUUUUGUACUUCUUGUAGAGAUGGAGUCUCACUAUGUUUCCCAGGCUGGUCUUAAACUCCUGGGCUCAAGAGAUCCUCCUGCCUCAGCCUCCCAAAGUACAGAUGUGAGCCAUCAUGCCCGGCCAGAUAAAUUAAGUCAAAUAUUUGGUCUCCAGAAAAUAAAGACAAAUAGAGAAGGUUAGAUUUGUUUUUUUUCCAACAAGUGGAUAAAAGUCUGUGACUCAGGGGGAAAGAGAAGUGCAGGAAACAGAGGCAUGUUUGCAAAGCCCCUGGUCAUACAGGGGAGGGAACAUAAGACCGCAAUUCUAAGUUUUUCUAGAUCAACAGCGAUCUCCAAGUCAGGUCUGAGGAUGAAGAGGGAGAAUGUCAGAAUCUGAGUCCAGGGCAAUCAGGGCAGAUGGCCUGGUGGAAUGAUGUGGGAAGGUUUGGGAGGAAGGUUUGGGACAAGAGGAAAGGGUAUUUAACCGUCAUUCAACAGAGGUUUAUGUAGGGCGUUGUGCUGGUGGCCCUGGGGAUAGAGCAGGGACUGAGACAGGCUGGCCUUGCCUUCACAGGGCUCACCGUACACAAGUAAAUAAAAAAAAGUCAUGGUUGGAAUUGCUAA